CACCAUACUUUCUCUAUUAUGACUAUGCUGACUGAGUCGCUUAUCUUGUUGUUCUUGUGCGACUGGAUUUCAACCGAACAAACUAGCCUCGUUUAUCUAAAACUUGUGGAGAGUCGAUCUGAGGAUGGGCUGAAGGUUGUGAAAAUUGAUCCGCAUCUUACACUCAAUCUGGAGAAGAGUGAUAUUCUUUAUGAUAACCUAGAAGUAUCGGACUAUGAAAAUGGAAAAUACGUGCUGAGAGAUAUUCCGAGCAAGAUAUACAGUGAACACCUACGACAAGACAAAACGCAUUUAUCUUCAGUGAUGCUCUACGAAACAGCUCAUGGAAUAUUAAUGACGGGCAUACUCAAUUCCUCCCACGUGAUUCAUCCUUAUCCAAUUGUGCAACGUGACUCGAAGAUAUCAGGGGUUGCUCACAAAAUAAGCAAAGCUGCCUCGGCGUCAUCCUCCAUCACGAAAGCUGGAAAAGAUCCGUUCUACAAAGAUGCCGUUCCGUCAAGUGCUCGGGCCAAAGUUUACCAGCUGGAAAUAGCAAUCGUAGUGGACCAAUGGGCACAAAAGAACAUCGACAAACGCGCUCGCACGACCUACGAGGCGUACUACCUGACAGCGGCUAACGCGGUAUGUCUGAGACUCAGCUUACUGCGGGAUCCCCUUAUUCUGCUUAAAGUGGUGGGAGUAUACACCGUUCCACAGGACAUUACGAACAUGAUCGAGAAAAACAAGAAAGUCGACGUGGUAAAAGUGAAAAAGAAAUUGGACCAGAGCAUUCAAAUGAGCACAAGAUUACAAAAAAUUGACAUCAUACUCUACGCUACAGGGUAG
Molecule: messenger RNA, 825 nt
Organism: Ixodes scapularis (black-legged tick)
Lineage: Eukaryota; Metazoa; Arthropoda; Arachnida; Ixodida; Ixodidae
Exons: 8
Coding region: 19-825 (268 amino acids)
Source: RefSeq, a predicted model, not a curated record